This is a messenger RNA of Thrips palmi, 1330 nucleotides long. RefSeq names its product probable pectin lyase D. The record is from RefSeq and is a predicted model, not a curated record. The transcript has 6 exons. Bases 65 to 1180 code for a protein of 371 amino acids. Gene Ontology annotation, molecular function: pectate lyase activity. NCBI's taxonomy places the organism in Eukaryota, Metazoa, Arthropoda, Insecta, Thysanoptera, Thripidae.
ACGGCGAAGCGAGGGCAGACUGUCCAUUCGGCGACACUACGCCGAUUGCCUAGCAGCGGUCACCAUGAACUCAUAUCUGCUGCUGGUCUGUCUCCUGCCCAUCGCCGUGCUCGCGGGCGGAUGGAACCGGAAUUGCAUCAGGAAGCCCGUCGGAUUCGGCUACAGGACGACUGGAGGCCAAGGAGGCAAGACCGUGACUCCCAGGAACAUCAACGAACUCAAGAAUUACCUGCGCAGCAAUCAAAAGCUCAUCAUCAUCCUGGACAGGACCUACGACUUCACGAACUCUGAGGGCUGGGCGACGCAGACUGGGUGCUACUUCCAGAGGUGUGGUCAUGGUUUCCAAGAGUCCUUGGCCCACGCUGGUACUUGCAAUGGCAGGUCGUCAGCUAGGGUGAAAUACGCCAAGGCCGGCACCACCGAACUCCUGAUCGGCUCCAACAAGUCCAUCAUCGGCAAGAACGGCAAGGGCGUCAUCAAGGGCAAGGGCCUGCGCAUCAAGAACGCGCAGAACGUCAUUAUCCGCGACAUCAGCAUCACCGACAUCAACCCGGAGGUCAUCUGGGCCGGGGACGCGCUGGCCUUCGACAACGCGCAGAACGUGUGGGUGAACGGCGUCACCUUCGCGCGAAUCGGGCGUCAGCACCUUGUGUCCUAUCAGAGUCAAAACAAGGGCAUCACAGUGUCGUCGUGCCUCUUCGACGGGACCUCCAAGAACUCGGCCCUGUGCGACGGCGCCCACUACUGGGUGUGGCUCUUCUGGGGCACGCACGACGAGAUCACGCUCAUCAACAACCACGUGCUCAACACCGCGGGGAGGACCCCACACGCGGGCGGUUGGGGCAGGGCGCAGCCCUACAUCCAUUUAAUCGGUAAUUACAUGGACCGCAACCCCCACACUGGCAUCGAGCCGAAGACGGGAUCGUACAUUCUUGCCGAGGGAAAUGUUUUCAAAUCAUACGCAAACGUGAUCGACCCGAGGGCGAAGGGCGGCCACCUUGCCAUGAUCAACACCUCGCAGCAGGCGAACGUCUGCAAGAAGUAUUUCGGGGAGGCCUGCAAGGUCAACUCCCUGCAGGGCUCCAAGUCCAUCACGUGGUUCGAGGAGGGCGUCCUCAAGGCCUUCAGCAAGCUGGACAGGAACGCCAUUAACGGUGCGCGCGCCGCGUCCUGCUUGUGAGCGAGAUUGCGCUGCCAACAAUGAGUGUCCGCUCCGGAACCGGUGCCAGGAAAGUUUUCGGUUAUCAAAUUUCAUUUGUGUUGAACACAGAAUUGCAUUUAGUUUCGUUAUUGGUACUUGUAUUGGCGCAAUAAACUUUGCACUACCAAA